ACACACAGCUGGGCACUUGGGGAUAUUCUGUAGAAUUAGGGCAAACUGAUUGACGAGUGAUCAUACUGUUUCUUCAAUGUCUGCAUCAAAACGCAAUUUCUGAUUGUUCGUCUUCCAUCCUAUUCUCAGGUGGAAUCUAAAUCUCUACAGCAAGCUUCUACUUCCAUAUCCAUCCUUCUUUGAACUUUCUGUUGUGAUUAGUUGAUGGUGAAGUCAAGAGUUCCAUGAGUUAUUAGGAUACAUUUCUCCAUCAUCUUUGAUUCCCUGCAGCAGUACAGGGGUGUUACUGAUCAAACCAAAUCGGGAAAGGUGGGCGAGAGAAUGCAGAAGCUUGGCGAACUAAAGCUCCCUCCCUUCUUCAAUUAUCCACCAUACUUCACGUUGCAGCCUGUGAGGGAAACUCGAGAGAAGCAAAUACAACUAUGGAAGGAACUAAUUCUUGAUUACUGUCGAACGCAGAAGAUAUUUGUAGUUGGAUUAGAAGAAGACUUUCCACUCUUCUCAAAUCCUGCCAUAGAAAGGUCUCUAAAUCACGAGGCAAGAGUAGCUUUUCUCUCGGCUAUAGUUUCAGAUGGUCGUGCAGAAUGGAUGGAUAAGGGUCAUAGACGGUGUCUCAUCCUCUGGCAUCGGAUUCAAGACUGGGCAGACAUUAUAUUGCGCUUUGUGAAGGAGAAUGGAUUAGAGGACAGUGUAAUGACGGUGGAGGAAAUGCGUUCGGGGAUUGAGUCACGUGGAACAGACGUUCACGGGAUGGACCGUACAGUUUUAAUGAGAGCACUUAAACUUCUGGAAAACAAGGGAAAACUUGCAAUCUUCAAGGGAACUUCAACUGAUGAUGAAGGUGUAAAAUUUUCUGUUUGAAAGUAACAUGAACACAUAACGUAUUGCUAUGUACCCCCGUGGUUAUUUUUCUUUUUUCACGAAAACAACCGUUGGACCCUGCUUUCAAGUCAUAUGUAUUUGGGUUCAUUUAGUUUGGUUUGAUUCAAGGGGUGUCUGGGAUUGCUUAUUUAAAGUGUUGGUUAACUUAUUCCGCUGUGGUACCUGUAAUAAAGAGUUUUUAG
Molecule: messenger RNA, 1064 nt
Organism: Cynara cardunculus var. scolymus (artichoke)
Lineage: Eukaryota; Viridiplantae; Streptophyta; Magnoliopsida; Asterales; Asteraceae
Product: vacuolar protein sorting-associated protein 25
Exons: 7
Coding region: 322-861 (179 amino acids)
Biological process (GO): protein transport to vacuole involved in ubiquitin-dependent protein catabolic process via the multivesicular body sorting pathway
Cellular component (GO): ESCRT II complex
Molecular function (GO): protein homodimerization activity; structural molecule activity
Source: RefSeq, a predicted model, not a curated record